This is a messenger RNA of Phyllopteryx taeniolatus (common seadragon), 712 nucleotides long. RefSeq names its product dual specificity protein phosphatase 13A family protein. NCBI's taxonomy places the organism in Eukaryota, Metazoa, Chordata, Actinopteri, Syngnathiformes, Syngnathidae. The transcript has 3 exons. Gene Ontology annotation, cellular component: cytoplasm. Gene Ontology annotation, biological process: negative regulation of MAPK cascade; protein dephosphorylation. Gene Ontology annotation, molecular function: MAP kinase phosphatase activity; protein tyrosine/serine/threonine phosphatase activity. The record is from RefSeq and is a predicted model, not a curated record. Bases 81 to 695 code for a protein of 204 amino acids.
AGUAAAGUGGCAUAAAAGUGCAGACAGGACAACGCAGCAUGUGAGUUUUAGGUUUUAAAAAAGUUUGCUUUAGCUUUAUCAUGAGUGCUGGUUCUUAUAUGAAAUGUGACACUGGAGACUCCAGGAAGGAUAAUGUGAGAGAAGACGACACAGAGGGUGAGCAGUCAGCAACAGAGGUCUCUCUCGAGGAGCUGGUGGAGGUUUUACAUACGGCUCCUCACUCCUGUCGCCAUGGAGACGAAGUGUUGCCCAACCUUUACCUGGGUGACAUGGUCAUGUCUCAUGACAAGUUCGGACUGUGGACGCUGGGAAUCACUCACGUGCUGAAUGCAUCACAUGGUAAACUGUGCUGUAAAGGCAGCGACGACUUCUACGGAACUACGGUGAAAUACUACGGUGUUCCAGCCAAUGACCUACCCACAUUUGAACUUUCACCUUUCUUCUACCCCGCUGCUGCUUUCAUUGACCAGGCUGUGACGUCUGGAGGAAGAGUACUGGUGCACUGUGCUGUGGGUGUGAGUCGCUCAGCCACGUUGGUCCUUGCCUACCUGAUGAUUCACCAUCACCUCAGUCUCCUGUCUGCCAUACAAUGUGUGCAGAAGAAGCGCUGGAUCUUUCCAAACAGAGGUUUCCUGCAGCAGCUUUUGUGCCUCCAACAAAACCUGCAGCGCAACGGAGAGACGGUACCAAAAUAAAAGUUCGUAGAAUACUG